GCAAACUAAUUUAGCUUUUUUUUCUUUUUUCUAUUUUAGAGACAGAAAUAACAGAAAACCAUUUGAUAGGUAUACAGCUUAUAAAUGGUGGUAGGACUGAAACUCAGACCUGUCUUGGUGUUGUCAUGGUAGCCAAGAAUGAAGAUUUAUCCCUGCACAGCUUAAGAGAUCUAAUGUAUAGUCAAGUUACAGCUUUACCAGAGACUUUCAUAUUCUGUACAAAGCAGGGUUGGAAUAUAAACCGGAACUUAGAAAACUCAGUUUUUGUAAAACAAAUUGUAUCAGAAGAGUGCUCAUUAUUUAUACAGAGAUAUUUUGAGACGCCAUGUAUUGGAAUAAGACAAAGGUCUGGAGAAAAUCUUGGUAUGGUGUUUGUUGAUCUUCAUUGUGUUUUGUCAGAUGUACGACAAUCUAUUCAAUCACAGAUGACUGGAAGUAAGCUCUCCAGACAAAAUUACUGGUUCCUGAAACACAAUACCUGGCCAAUCAGCUGUAAGCAAGAGAGUCAGCUGAAGGUGAUUGACAUAAUAGAAGAUUCCUGUCUCAUUGUUGAUGUACAGACUUUCCUUACACCAAACAGUUCCCCACUGACUCCUAGUCCCCAACCAAGGAAGAAAAUUAAAGGCACUAGACAUUUAUCAUUUCGUACCAGUAAGGAUUUGGAUAGAAAUCAGAUUGCAGAUUCCAGUAUGACUGAUGAAAAACAAAUCUUAAUCAGUUAUGUAAGAACAGAUGCAGCACAUCAUGCUCUAAUACUAAAACAAGAGUUAUCUUCCCUUGGUUUUAGUGUCUAUCUUGAUGUACAUGAAAUCACAUCAGGUGUGGAUUGGCAGGAUUCUCUCAAUGAUGCUGUCAGGAAUUGUCAGGUGUUUGUCCCAUUAGUCACACCUAAGUAUGGAGAAACUUUAUGGACCAAUAGAGAGAUAAAGUUAGCCGAUGUUUUAGGGAAGUACAUCAUUCCAGUCAGUUUCCUGUCAGACUGGCCACCACCAUGCCUUGCAAUACAAUUUUCAACAACACAGUAUAUCAGCUGGACUACUUAUAAUACAGGUAAAAAUAAGGACAUAUUUACAUGGAAGAGUAAAGACCUGAAGUGUGUAGCAAAACAGAUAGCAGAAAAAGUUCAGAAGUUCAUGAACACAGACACAGAUCUUCCUUCUCUUAUCAAAAGGAAAACUGUAGUAAAGAGUUGUCCGUGUGUAGAUAGUUCUAAUCCACAAGCAACAAUAGAAAACAGAGAGGGCAAUCCACUAGUAGUUCUAUGUGUACAUCCACAACAAUCCACACUGGCUGUUGGAAUGAAAGAAUUGUUAGCGGGACACAAAUUUGAGGUUUGGUGUUCAACACAGUUAUCAAUGAACUAUCCUGAUUCUUUGACAGAUCAUGAAAAUGGUAUAAAACCAGGAACAGUAGAAUUACAGAACAGACAAAUCUUCCAAGAACAAGCUGAUGAAGCUGGAGUUAUUGUUCUUAUUCUGUCUCAACAGUUUAUACUGUCUAGAACCUGUCAACAACAGGUAUUUUAUUGUGAACAAAGGAAGAAACUGGUUCCUGUUUUAUAUGGUGAUUUUGUGAUACCAGGGUGGUUGACUGUAUUAACAGGUCAUCAUGUAUUUAUGAAUGCAAACAAAUACAAAAAUCAGCUGAUAGGCAGAGUUGAAGAACUUUUAGUAUCUACAGAAUACGACAGAAAUACAUCUCUAGAAACUUGUGUUACAGAAAUUAAGUCAACUGUAUCGUCUAGGUUAUCUGUGUACAUAACUGGUAGUUAUUCCCUUAUAACAGACAUGACAGAGAAAAUUUGUAGGUCAAUAGGUACAUGUUUAGCAUCUAUAGAUAAUAUAUUGAUAGGAAUAGGAAGUGGAUAUGGUGUGGAAGACAUGGUGGCACAGUCUUUCUAUCAGGAAUCACAAAGAAUGUGGGAAACUAACAAUAAAGUUCUACAUAUACAUACACAAAAUCAGCUAACAGAGUUGAAAAACUAUGGCAUGACAACUCAAGUUAGACAUGAAGAUUUUUCUGCAAUUGUGGCUAGUGUGUUUGAUAUAUGCAUCAUUAUAAGAGGUAACUUAGAAAUUUCCAAUUUGAUUGACAGCUUCAUAUGGAAUGAAAAAGUGGUUAUUCCAGUGUUAUGUCAAGAUCUAGGACAAAUGUCAAGGAAACCUCAAGACGUAAGUGAAAAUGAUUGGUCCCUAUUAUCCAGUUCCUUGGCAACACCAGAACAAAUAGGACAGGUGGUCAAAUCAGUAAUUUUACAGAAUUCCACAGAAAGACUUUCAGAACAAAUAAGCAGCAUCAAUGUACCCUCUACCAGUCCGAAUACAGCAUUACGGAAAAUGACAACAGUAUUACUCCAUGAAAAGAUCUAACACAUUGAAUUUUAUUUUUAGAUACAAAUGUGAUGACUUGAAAACCUAAUUUAUGAUUUGAAAUAAUUCAAGUUUAAUAGUAGAUUGGAUUUGUGCUUUUGAGUAUACAACUAUGAAAAUUGAAGACGUGAAUAAUUUGAAUAAAUUAAGAGAAUGUGAUGAGCGUAGUAGGAUCAUGAUAAUCAUAUAAAAAGCGUGGUGAAAAUGUGGUAUAAUUGUAGCAGAAUCAUUGUAGAAGCGUAAUGAUGGCUUAGUAUCAUCAUGAAAACAACUAAAAUUAUCAUUUUCAUGCCACUCAUUCUGCGAUCAUGGUCUACUGUAACUGUGUUUUAAGGUUGAAAGUUGGACAAUUUAAAAUAAAGUAUUUAAAUUCUUAAAGAUAAGUUGAAUAACCGAAGAAAGUUUUACUUUCAAGCAUUCAUUUGUUGAUCAUUUUCUAGCUAAUACCACCAUAUGUGUUCAUUUAACAUUCCAAAUAUUGCAUGUGUUUUUAUUCAUUUGCAUCAAAAAGAAAUAUGUCAGUAUUGCCUUUUCUUUAUUUGCAGGUCACUUUAUUAUUUUAUUAGAAAUCUAGUUUUGUAUUGACAUGAUAAAUAUUUUGAUGAAACCUUUUAUGCGAAUUGAAUGUUUCAUUUUUUUGUUCAUUCCAGAAAGAGUGAUGAUUGAUAACAAUCAAAUUCUGUAUUCUGUAAAAUUGACAAUUAAUGCUACUAAUUUUAUCACGAAGAAAAAUUUAUAACCAGAUAAAUAUUAAAUAUUAGUUAGUGAAACUCAUAUUGGAAUUUUAUUAUAAUAUACUUCAACAUUAAUAGUAACCCUAGAAAUUAAUCUUGCAUUAUCAUUAAAAAUUUAAAUUCUGUUUUUACAGAAGCUAUUCCUAUAUCUAGAUAUUUCUUAGGCAGUUAUCUCUUUUAGAAUUGUUUAAAACUAAAAGUUUUAAAUCCACCUUUUCCAUCAUGAAAUUAUUGCCAAUAAAAUUCAAACAUUUGUUAAGACAAACACAAUGCCAGUUGAUGUAAAUAAGGAGCAGUUGAUGUUCAUGUUGUUUUGCAAACCAGGACUUUCAAUCUUGAAACCUUUGUUUACUUACAGUACAGAUCUACAUUCAGAUGAAUAUUUUGACACUGUUAUAAACUCAUUUUAGUUGGGUUUUAAAAAUUAUUUAUAAAAGAACUCUUUUUGUUGAGCCUUCAACUUUUGUGAAAAAGAAGCAAGGUAUAGUGAUCCUAUAUUCCGUCUGUGGUUUUUGAAAUUGUAAUAACUUUCUUAAAAUAUCCUGGAUUUCUACGAAACUUGGACAGAAGCUUGUUUAUGAUUAUAAGAUAGUAUCCAGAAUUAAAUUUUGUAAAAAAAAAUUCUGUAUUUUACUUAUAAAUGGACUUAGUCUCUCUGCCAGGAAACAUUACAUUCACUCUGUGGUUUAAGUUUUUUUUUAAUUUUAAUUACUUUCUUAAGCUGUCCUGAAUUUGUACCAAACUUUGACAGAACCUUGUUUAUGAUCAGAAGAUAGUAUUCAGAAUUAAAUUUUUGAAAAGAAAAUAUCUAGAAGAUUUUUUAUGCCCCACCUACGAUAGUAGAGGGGCAUUAUGUUUUCUGGUCUGUUCGUCCGUCUGUCCUUUCAUUCAUCUGUCUGUCUGUCCCGCUUCAGGUUAAAGUUUUUGGUCGAGGUAGGUAUGAUAUGAUCUUUCAAAUUUUAAAGCCGAAUUGAACUUUUGACCCCAAUUUCACGGUCCACUGAACAUAGAAAUUGGAAGUGCAUGUUUCUUGUAGAUCUUGUUUCCUAAGAUAUCUUAUUUAUUUGUUUUUUCCCCUCAGCUAUAUAAACAGUCUUCUUUAGAACUUUUUAUAUUAAGCUGACUUCAAAUAGUGUUAAAUGUAUCAAAUAAGAUUUAAAUUGCAUUGUGAAACAUUCUGUUAUUAAUAUUAUGGUUUAAGAAUGUUGUUGUUUUGUUAUUUAUAGUUGUAUUUAUUGGUCUUUUAGGAAACUUUUGAAAUCCACAAAUUGUUGUAUGAUGAGUAUUUAUACAUUGAUAUAUUCUAAUUUAUUUUCCUUUAUUGUUUUCUUUUUAUACGACCGCAAAUUUUGAAAAAAUUUUCGUCGUAUAUUGCUAUCACGUUGUCGUCGUCGUCGUCCGAAUACUUUUAGUUUUCGCACUCUAACUUUAGUAAAAGUGAAUAUAAAUCUAUAAAAUUUUAUCACAAGGUUUAUGACCACAAAAGGAAGGUUGGUAUUGAUUUUGGGAGUUUUGGUCCCAACGUUUUAGGAAUUAGGGGCCAAAAAGGGCCCAAAUAAGCAUUUUCUUGGUUUUCGCACUAUAACUUUAGUUUAAGUUAAUAGAAAUCUAUGAAAUUUUGACACAAGGUUUAUGACCACAAAAGAAAGGUUGGGAUUGAUUUUGGGAGUUUUGGUUUCAACAGUGUAGGAAUUAGGGGCCAAAAAAGGGCCCAAAUAAGCAUUAUUCUUGGUUUUCGCACAAUAACUUUAGAUUAAUUAAAAAGAAAAUAAUGAAAUUUAAACACAAUGUUUAUGACCACAAAAGGAAGGUUGGUAUUGAUUUUGGGAGUUUAGGUCCCAACAGUUUAGGAAUUAGGGGCCAAAAAGGGACCCAAAUAAACAUUUUCUUGGUUUUCGCACCAUAACUUUAGUAUAAGUAAAUAGAAAUCUAUGAAAUUUAAACACAAGGUUUAUGACCAUAAAAGGAAGGUUUGUAAUGAUUUUGGGAGUUUUGGUCCCAACAGUUUAGGAAUAAGGGGCCCAAAAGGUCCAAAAUUUAACUUUGUUUGAUUUCAUCAAAAUUGAAUAAUUGGGGUUCUUUGAUAUGCCGAAUCUAACUGUGUAUGUAGAUUUUUAACUUUUGGUCCCGUUUUCAAAUUGGUCUACAUUAAGGUCCAAAGAGUCCAAAAUUAAACUUCGUUUGAUUUUGACAAAAAAUUAAUCGGUUGGGUUCUUUGAUAUGCUGAAUCUAAAAAUGUACUUAGAUUCUUGAUUAUCGGCCCAGUUUUCAAGUUGGUCCAAAUCGGGGUCCAAAAUUAAACUUUGUUUGAUUUCAUCAAAAAUUGAAUAAAUGGGGUUCUUUGAUAUGCCAAAUCUAACUGUGUAUGUAGAUUCCUCAUUUUUGGUCUUGUUUUCAAAUUGGUCUACAUUAAAGUCCAAAGGGUCAAAAAUUAAACUUAGUUUGAUUUUAACAAAAAUUGAAAUCUUGGGGUUCUUUGAUAUGCUGAAUCCAAACAUGUACUUAGAUUUUUGAUUAUGGGCCCAGUUUUCAAGUUGGUCCAAAUCAGGAUCUAAAAUUCUUAUAUUUAGUUUUGUGCAAUAGCAAGUCUUUUCAAUUGCACAGUAUUGCGCAAUGGCAAGAAAUAUCUUAUUGCAAAAUAUUGUGAAAUAGCAAUUUUGUUUUUAAUUAGAGUUAUCUUUCUUUGUCCAGAAUAGUAAGCAAGAAAUAUCUUAUUGUAAGAAUUUUUUUUAUUUGGAGUUAUCUUUCUUUGUCCAGAAUCAACUUAAAUCUUUGUAUUCACUUUUUACUACCAACUGAUAAAUUAAAAUAAUCUUUACCAUUCAGUGAUAACAAGCAGUUUUUUUACAUCUUAAUAUUUUAUGAUGUAUUUAAAUGAGUAGUAAUUGUUGCAAACUCCAUUAGAAAUUUUAAUUGAGAUUAGUUUUGGAAUAAGGGAAAGGGGGAUGUGAUUAAAAAAAAUGGGUUCAAUUUUCUCAUUUGAAAUUUCAUAAAUAAAAAGAAAAUUUCUUCAAACAUUUUUUUGAGAGGAAUAAUAUUCAACAGCAUAGUGAAUUGCUCUAAGAGAAAACAAAAUUUUUAAUUUCAUUAGAACACUUUCAUUCUGUGUCAGAAACCUAUGCUGUGUCAACUAUUUAAUCACAAUCCAAAUUUAGAGCUGAAUCCAGCUUGAAUGUUAUGUCCAUACUUGCCCCAACCGUUCAGGGUUCAACCUCUGCGGUCGUAUAAAGCUACGCCCUGCGGAGCAUCUGGUUUGAAAUAUUUUAUCAGCAAGUUGUUGAAUGGGAUAUCUUUUAUUAAUUUAUUUGCCUUGUAAUAUGUAUUUUAUAUGCUUAUACAGAAGUCUCUUUGCUUUUUAUAAAUUCUAUAUAUUUUU
Molecule: messenger RNA, 6479 nt
Organism: Mytilus trossulus (common blue mussel)
Lineage: Eukaryota; Metazoa; Mollusca; Bivalvia; Mytilida; Mytilidae
Exons: 18
Coding region: 126-2369 (747 amino acids)
Biological process (GO): signal transduction
Source: RefSeq, a predicted model, not a curated record